AUGUUCUCGCAUUUUGGACUGAUUUGUGAAAAUAAUGAGUGGUAUGCGACAAAAUACCCUGUAGGAGUGCGGUACUUCACGAUAAACGAAUCAAAGCAAUUUGGAGAAAAUGGAGAAUUAGAUGGGAAGAAAUCAAAAGUAAAGAAGAUAUUUUGUAAGCUCCCUGGAGAGACCACUACUCUUCCUCCUGUAACUACUCCUGCAAACCUUUGUGACAAGUGUGAAAUAGAUCCAAUUCUGGUGAAUCCUGAGAACGGCCUGGAUAUGAAACCCAGUUCUAUAACGGAGUUGGGACAGGCCGGAUGUAUACAGACUCAUCUCAGAUGCACUACAGAAAAUUCCAUCUGUAUCUCCAUGCAAGUUUAUGCAAAAACUGCAACUGAGACUGUUGCUAUUGGCAAUGAUGAUACUAUCGUUUCCGAUGCGACUAUUACCUGCCAACCGAAUGGGAAAUAUGGAUUUGGCUCUGCAAAAGAUAUUGAAUCAGUUUAUUGCGUCUACGAGGGAUGCGCGUUGACUUAA
Molecule: messenger RNA, 522 nt
Organism: Caenorhabditis remanei
Lineage: Eukaryota; Metazoa; Nematoda; Chromadorea; Rhabditida; Rhabditidae
Exons: 6
Coding region: 1-522 (173 amino acids)
Source: RefSeq, a predicted model, not a curated record